Chelmon rostratus (copperband butterflyfish) is the source of this 1571-nucleotide messenger RNA. It is a transcript of the gene chmp2a, whose product is annotated as charged multivesicular body protein 2A. Gene Ontology annotation, cellular component: ESCRT III complex; multivesicular body. The record is from RefSeq and is a predicted model, not a curated record. The coding region runs from base 143 to 805 and encodes 220 amino acids. Gene Ontology annotation, biological process: endosome transport via multivesicular body sorting pathway; late endosome to vacuole transport; protein transport. The transcript has 6 exons. Lineage: Eukaryota; Metazoa; Chordata; Actinopteri; Chaetodontiformes; Chaetodontidae.
GAAAUGAAACUAUCGCUACACGGAAGUGUAGGAAAGAAAACAAAUAAUCGUUCAAAUUUGUGUCGAGCUGAAGUCGGAGAAGACGCCCUGAGAACCGUCUACUUUGUGGAUUACUUUGUUUUGACGUCGAGCCCGGUACACGAUGGACUUCCUGUUCGGGAGAAGGAAGACUCCGGAGGAGAUGCUGAAGCAGAAUCAGAGGGCGCUCAACCGAGCCAUGAGAGAACUGGACCGGGAGCGAAUGAAACUGGAGCAGCAGGAGAAGAAGAUCAUCGCUGACAUAAAGAAAAUGGCCAAACAGGGACAAAUGGACGCCGUCAAGAUCAUGGCCAAGGAUCUGGUUCGCACGCGGCGCUACGUCAAGAAGUUCAUCAUGAUGAAAGCCAACAUUCAGGCCGUCAGUCUAAAGAUUCAGACGCUCAAAUCCAACAACAGCAUGGCUCAGGCGAUGAAGGGCGUCACCAAAGCCAUGGCCACCAUGAACAGACAGCUGAAACUGCCUCAGAUCCAGAAGAUCAUGAUGGAGUUCGAACGACAGAGCGAAAUCAUGGACAUGAAAGAGGAGAUGAUGAAUGACGCGAUCGAUGAUGCCAUGGGUGACGAGGAUGACGAGGAGGAGAGUGACGCCAUCGUGUCUCAAGUGCUGGACGAGCUGGGUCUCAACCUGUCGGACGAACUGUCGAACCUCCCGACCACCGGAGGAAGCCUGUCGGCGGCCGGAGGAAAGAAGGCCGAGCCCCAAGCCGCCCUGGCCGACGCGGACGCUGAUCUGGAGGAGAGGCUGAAUAACCUCCGGAGAGACUGAACUCACAGUAACUGUCAGACGAGCGCGCCGCGGCGGCGGUGGUUAAUACAGAAUCAAACAUACUCGAAUCUCCGCAUUUAGAUUCUUUUGAAGGCGUAACUGGCAGAACACUAGCUGUUUCAGCAAGCAGUGUGUGUUGGGUGUUCAGCUUUCUGUUUGAGGUGUUUUCAUUUUACGCGUGUAUUAAGUAUUUUAUCCAAAAAAAAAUAAACCUACAAGGGUCGCUGUCCUUCAUAGGUCUACAAAUUCUGUCUCAUUUAAGACAUUGCCAGACCACAGAAAUUCUUGAAAGUGUGAAUUUAUUUCACAGUCUGUGUAAAUACUGACUCCUCCAGGCAUGAAGUUUUCACAAUUUAAAUGAACACUAAGAGCAAAAUGUUAAAAAGAACCCAAAAGAAAGCUGGAGACGUGACAGAAGUGGAUGUUUUAUAUGGAUGACGUAAACACGUGUCAGCACUUUUUGUACAUCCGGCUGGUUUUGUGUUCUCUUUCUCCACAUCGUCAUGUAAAAUACAGCGUUUUCAUCCUGAUUCAAGCUUUUCGAUGACUUUUGACUAUGUUUGUUUGUCGGGGUUGACUGUCGGGCUCCGGCUGAAGAUGGUGCACAGAGAGAGAAAGUGGGCCCGUCUACUUCCUGGUAGCUGUUUGUCAGUGGUGUGUUUGAGAUCAGCAGGAUUUUCUCAACAUGUUGUUCUGGAGUCAGCGGUUAUUUUUCACUGACUCGCCUGUUUUUCUUUUCUUUAUUCAAUAAAAUUCAAUAAACUUU